AGCCUAGACUCUAGGCGGCACGCUGUUUGGUCAUCACCAGAGCCAUGAAGAUGCACUUCUGCAUCCCGGUGUCCCAGCAGCGCCCAGACGCGCUGGGGGGCCGCUACGUGUUGUACUCCGUGUACCUGGACGGGUUCCUCUUCUGCAAAGUACGCUACAGCCAGCUGCACCGCUGGGAUGAACAGCUGAGACGGGUGUUUGGAAACUGCCUGCCCCCUUUCCCACCGAAGUACUACCUGGCAAUGACUACCGCUAUGGCUGCAGAGAGGAGGAAUCAGUUGGAACGCUACCUGCAAAAUGUAACGGCGGAUCCCCGUGUGACAAGGAGUGACAUCUUCACUGAGUUUUUAACACUGGUACAGCUGCACACCUUGAACAUAACCACCAAGAGUGUCGCUCUGGCUGUAUUCCUGCCUGAUGGAAGUAGUGUUACAGUGGAAGUUCUAACGUCAGAUACGGCUGAAAGGGUACUCGAGGUGGUGGCGCACAAACUCGGAUUGCAUCCAGAGCUGGUGGGCUACUUCGGCCUUUUUCUCAUCCGGUGUUUCCUGGAGGGCAAGCUCUCUGUGGUGAAGAAGCUGGCCGAUUUUGAGUUGCCUUACACUAGUCUUCAGAAUUCUGAAGUGGAAAACUGUAAGAUUGGACUCAGGAAGUGGUACCUGGACCCAGCUCUGGACUCCAUGUUGAUGGACUGCAGGGCAGCUGGAGACUUGCUGUACAUGCAGGCAGUGCAGGACAUUGAGGUAGAAUGGAUGAAACCCACACAGGCUCAGAGGGAGGAAUUAAAGGCACUGCAGAAGAAAGAGAAUCAAACGAAGUUUUUGGAGCUGUCCCAGGAAGUGCGGCACUAUGGGUAUAUUCAUCUGGACCCCUGUACCUGCAACCACCCAGAACCUGGCUGUGGGGCCCAGCUUUCUGUUGGCAACAGUGAGAUGAGCUGCUGUAUAACACUGCCUGAUGGCCAGACCCAGGACAUUGCUUUCCAGAUGAGCAGAGUGAAGUGCUGGCAGGUCACUUUCCUUGGAACUCUGCUGGAUACCGACGGGCCCCAGCGAACUCUCAACCAGAACCUAGAGCUGAGAUUUCAGUACAGUGACGAUAGUGACCAGCAGUGGUUUGUCAUUUACACCAAACAGGCAUUUUUCCUGAGCAGUUGCUUGAAGAAGAUGAUCUCAGAGAAGAUGGCAAAGCUCGCUGAGGAGAACUCAGAAAUGCAGAUCGAGGUUCCAGAACAAGGCCGAAGUAGAAAGCCGCCGGGCCAACCCAGCCAGCAGAAAGACUAUUUUAAUUUUCUGAGAAAAGGCAAGAUGAAGAAAGCCGCAGGUGACUAUGUCUGGAGCACCCUAACGGAAGAAGGUCUCUGAAGCAGUCUCAUCUUUACGGUGUCAGCGUGUGGGCGUGGGAGACGGCUUCCACCAUCCAGAUAUUUCUCGAUUUCUCCCUUUCUUUGACAUUGAGGUUUCCUGUGUUGAUCAGUCUAACUUCAGCACUCCGGAACUCUCAGGGUUAAACUGGUGUAGGAACCAAAACUAUACAGUUUGCUUAAGAGACAGGUGGCAGGUGGGCAGGUUCAAAUCAACUAAUAAGAAGUUUCUUCUAUUUUUCCUCUAAGAUAGAUGUGUAUCUGGCUCUGUGAAGCCCUUUGUAUGUUCUGGUAUUGCAGGAAUAAAAAGCUUGUUCUAAAUUAUAGGAAUACAUUUGGCACCAAGUAUGGCUCAGGAAAACAUGGCUUCUUUGACCUAUCCAGAGAUCGGAAAAGAGGUUGUAAAAUUCUGAUCCACAUCCUCACUUACUCCUUAGUCUGCUGACACGAUGACCACAAAGUACUGGGCUUCCCUGGCCUAAGUCCCUCCACUAUAUGCCUCUGUUUCACUAUUAGAAGACUGGACCCUGGAGAGAUGGGUCAGUGGUUAAGAGACUUGCUACUUUUGCAGAGGGCUAAAUUCCCUUAACCCACAUGGUAGCUCACAACCAGCUGUAACUCUAGCUCCAGGGAAUCCAACACCCUCUUCUGGCCUACUCACACACAUGUGGCACUCCUACACACACAUAAAUAAAAAUAAAUAAAAUUGAAUUCUGCCCAGUAAUCAUCACGCCACACCAACUUGAAUAUUUUUAUUUUGGAAAUCAAUAGUCCUGCACUGACACCAAGUAUAAAUCUCUUAGCUUUACAGAUGUGUAAUUUUUUCCACAAUAUUUUUCCUUAAACAGCUUCAGAUAUACCAUAGUAAUUAACAUAAUUAUGUAUGGAAUUAAGAGCAAAAUAGAGAGGGGAAGAUUAGUAUGCAAAAACUAGAUAAAAGAGUAAUAUUCUAAUGUUCUUUUAUGAGUUAGCUAAUUAUGAAAUAAAUAUAAAAUCUGAUGAAUACAGAGUUUGCCAAUGAAAAUUGUGUGCAUUUUUUGAAAUGUGGAAUCUACGAGUCCUCUAAUAUCUAUAAAUCAAUGCCUUUGAGUUUGUGUUUUAGGCUGUAGUAGCAUCUCUGCAGAGAUAUUCUGUGUAUCCCCCCACCCCCUGGGUGGAUUAGUGCGUUAGGAACACCAUCAGAGUCAGAUGGAAGUUUAUUGACUAUCACCGCAACUUAAGACUUGUCAGGAUCCGUCUACACAGCAUAAGGGGCUGUCUCAGACAGUAGGAACAGAGAAUUUGUAUUGGGAUUAGAAGAUUAAACAGUAUGUGAUUGCAGCUUUUGUAGGUUAAAAAAUAAUAUCUGAU
Messenger RNA from Grammomys surdaster, 2713 nucleotides. It is a transcript of the gene Snx31, whose product is annotated as sorting nexin 31. Bases 45 to 1364 code for a protein of 439 amino acids. Lineage: Eukaryota; Metazoa; Chordata; Mammalia; Rodentia; Muridae. The transcript has 14 exons. Gene Ontology annotation, molecular function: phosphatidylinositol binding. The record is from RefSeq and is a predicted model, not a curated record. Gene Ontology annotation, cellular component: early endosome. Gene Ontology annotation, biological process: signal transduction; intracellular protein transport.